UUCUUCCCCGCUUCCCGUCAUUCUUUUUAGCCUAGUUUUUCUUUUUACGAUAAAUAGACGGCAGUUGCCCGUAAAUUUAUUCUCGUAAUGGCUGCCACGCUAAAUGUGUAGCUUAUUGGUUAUGUCAUGACAAAAGUGUUUUCGGAUGGGUGUGAUAAACGAAUAACUCAACAAGUGUUACGAACAAUGAUCGUAUGAAAGCUAUUGGAGUAGCAUUCUUCCUGGAACGUUUCUUCUUUCAUGUUUCGUUUUUUGGCAAUUAAGUUAUGGACUCGGCAUUUGUGUAAUAUAUGUAAUAAAAACAUAAUCUAUGCUGCGUGAAAAGUGUAAAUCGGGACCAUAUUGAGUGUAAAGUGAAUUGAGGGAAUUUAAAAUGACGGAUCCGAGAUCAUCGUCAGCCCUGUUCAAGAGAGCGGAGCAGUUGAAAAGAUGGGAGGAAUCCGACACCAACAAACAGUCAGCGAUGCCGAAACGAGCAUCCAGAAUACAAUUUUCAUCAGAAAUUGUGUUUUUAGCGGCAUGUACGUCUGGGGACAAGGACGAGGUACAGAGGUUACUGAAAAUGGGCGCAGACAUAAACACGGCGAACGUGGACGGGUUGACGGCGCUGCAUCAGGCGUGUAUCGAUGAUAAUCUCGAGAUGGUCGAGUUUUUGGUGGAGCACGGGGCUGAUGUAAACCGCGGAGACAACGAAGGGUGGACACCAUUGCAUGCCACUGCAUCGUGUGGAUUUCUCAGUAUAGCUAGGUAUCUCCUUGAAAACGGUGCAGAUGUAGCGGCCGUUAACUAUGACGGAGAACUACCUGUAGAUAUUGCCGAAAAUGAGAAAAUGAAGGACCUGCUAGAAAAAAUUAUAAAAGAAAACGGUAUUAAUUGUCACAAAUCAAGACAUGCAGAAGUGGAUACUCUAUCGCGGGAUGCCGAAAACUGGGCGAAGAACGGUUAUGUUGAAGUAAGGGAUCCGAAGACAGGUGGCACUCCAUUGCAUGUGGCGGCGGCUAAGGGUUACUACGAUGUUGCAAAAAUCCUUUUGGAGAAAUGCAACGUGGAACCCGACUGUGUAGACUACGAGGACUGGACACCACUUCACGCGGCGGCGCUUUGGGGCCAAAAGGACGCUGCUGAAUUGUUAUUAAAGCAUGGUGCAGAUCCCAACCUAAAAAACUAUUCGGGGCAAACCUGUCUGGAUCUUGUGGAUCCGUCGAUAUCCGCGUGGUUGGCUGAAGCGUCCCUGAAAGCGCCGCGUCGCAUCAACAACAACAACAAUAAUAAUAACAACAAGCGCAAGAGGAGUCCCCCGCAACACGAUGUUAAGAGAGUCGAGCUUGAGAUCACUGGAAACACUGAUAAUGUUAUUAACGAUAAGCCGCCGACUGUGCCAGAGAUUAUCCCCAAGGUCUCGGACGGCAAGCCGCCGAAAGGCCGCGCGCCGUCGCCCGAUUCGAUAGAGCCGACAGCAGAAAACGAGGCUAUGGACGAAGCACCCUCGUGGCGACGUUCGGCCUCCUUCCGUAACAGGCAGCAGGAUAAUGGACGUGAAAACAAACCGGCUAACAACAAUUUGGACAGUGAUACGAUACUCAGGAGAACGCACAGCUUUGAAAAUGACAAGACUUUCUAUCAACGAUACCGCGACGUGACGGCGCGUAUAAAGGCAUCAUCCUGUCCGUCUAUACCGCCGCUGCCGCAGUCAACGUUGGCUUCAAUCGAGCUAAGGAAAAAACAAAAUCUGGAGGCUACUAACAAUGCGACUGAGAAUACUAAUGAGGAUGUUCCGACCAGAAUAAACCCGAGUGACAGGAGAGAAAGAGAAGCGAACACGUGGAACGCUCCGUCCAAUAAUUCUGCCACGGUCUCGCCAGCCAAUUCCACUACACAGACAAUCAGGAGCUCCUCGGAGAGCGUAGAGUCGAACAGUAGCAAUUCAACACCGAGCUCGGCAACACCUACCAAACUGUCGCCUGGGAACAUAUUCAAGAAUUUCUUCAAGUCAUUUGUACCUCCUGUCCGGGAUGAAGAGAGUGAGACGCAGAGGAAGGCGCAUGCCAAACGUGUUCGGGAGACGCGGCGAUCGACGCAGGGGGUGACUCUUGAUGAGAUCAAAUCAGCUGAGCAAUUAGUCAAGAAGAAAGCUGGUAAUGGAACGACGGAAACUCCCUUGCCAACCAGCGUGAAGGCAAAUGCUACAUCCAACAUGGAUCACUCGUUCGAGUUGGAAGACGCGGGUCGGUCUUCGCCCCGGACGACAGCGCCCGCUGCGGAGGCGACAGUCUUGCUACGUCGGCCACCCUCGGCCUCUACUGCCAACACUACCGCUACUGCACCUCCUAUCAGUAACACUCACGUCAGUUCCUCGUCGACAGAAGACAGCCGCACCGGUGAAGAGGAAAAAGAACGCGAGAGCAGUUCAGAAAGCAAAUCUUCUUCGUCACCUUCAAGCACGCAAGCGGCGCUCAAUGUCAUACAGCGCAGGCGAAGACCGAAACGACGUUCCACCGGUGUCGGCCAUGUUGACAUGGACGAUAUUGUUAACGAUCGCGGCGGGGGCGGCGAAGGCGAUGGGGAGGCGGAAAAUAUUCAGUCUGGUAGCGAACGCACUGAAGACGGCGAGGACCGGGAUUACAAAGCUCUUUACGAGGCGUCACAGAGCGAGGUGCGCCGUUUACGCGCUUUGCUGACGACGUCCGAGCAACAGUUGCGAGACGCUCGCGCUACUAUCACCAGGCUUUCGCAAGUGAAUCAGAAUUCGCUGUCCGAGAUAGAGAAGCGAGAAAAGAGAGCAAUGGAGAGGAAGUUAUCUGAAAUGGAGGAAGAAUUGAAGGUAAGGCAUCAGCAGACGCUUCAGGCGGAGAACCAGCGAUUGAAGGACGAGAAUGGCGCGUUAAUACGAGUGAUCAGCAAACUGUCCAAGUGAGCGUUGGGACAUAGUAGUAUUUGACAUUCGUUUCCUAAAAUAAAUAGUUUGUAUAUACCUUUGAAAACCUUGAUUGCUAUAUAAGAUGUAGUUCAAUUUUAUAGUCGCCGCAAUACAAUUAUUUAUGAAUUGAUACUUAUUAUU
Messenger RNA from Pararge aegeria (speckled wood butterfly), 3058 nucleotides. It is a transcript of the gene Mbs, whose product is annotated as protein phosphatase 1 regulatory subunit 12A-like. Gene Ontology annotation, molecular function: enzyme inhibitor activity; phosphatase regulator activity; protein kinase binding. The transcript is spliced from 18 exons. The record is from RefSeq and is a predicted model, not a curated record. Bases 374 to 2914 code for a protein of 846 amino acids. Lineage: Eukaryota; Metazoa; Arthropoda; Insecta; Lepidoptera; Nymphalidae. Gene Ontology annotation, cellular component: cytoplasm.